This is a messenger RNA of Brienomyrus brachyistius, 7160 nucleotides long. It is a transcript of the gene tmem151ba, whose product is annotated as transmembrane protein 151Ba. Lineage: Eukaryota; Metazoa; Chordata; Actinopteri; Osteoglossiformes; Mormyridae. The coding region runs from base 906 to 2417 and encodes 503 amino acids. The transcript is spliced from 2 exons. The record is from RefSeq and is a predicted model, not a curated record.
UUUAAUCGUUGCAUUUUGCAAAACCACUAGGGCAGACAAAAUAUUCCAGACCAAAAAUUUUGCUCAUACCCGUGAAUUGAUGUUAAAUCAAUCAAUUAAUUAAUUCUGCGUUUUAUUUAAAAUAAUCCACUGUACAUUUGGUAUAGUCGUUUUUUAAAGCGUGUUGUAUUGAUGAGGUUUUGUUUACAGCUCUCACUCUCUCUAACAAGCCUUUUUACUGUACUGGCAUCACUGAGCGUUGCUGUACUCAUAUUGCCGGCUGCGUUGAGAAGGCAAGACGCACAGACAAGGUCAUGCACCCCUCCCAGCGGAGAAGAGGAGGACGGAGAAACAUCCCACAUAAGCCCUGUGGAGGCUGUUACCUGCAGAGGAUUACAACACCCGCGCCAUGCCACCGAUAAGUGAAUGGAUCUAAAAUCGUAUCUUUUCCACAUCGACGGGCAGGGUGUAUAAACGGCGCUACUGUCCCACGUCGUCAGUCAUUACAUCAUAAAUCAUUGAUGACUUUUCCGUCCAGGCUGUGGCUGAGGGUGUUUUUUAUGAUCGUUUUCAUAGUCGAUGGGUAAAGAUUGCUGAGACACCAGCGCCCUCCCUGAUGCUCCAUCUCGACAACCAUUUUCUUUGCAGCGACUCACACCGUAAAGUCGUGCAGGAUGUUUGAACCGAGGGCAUUUUUCGGUUUUGUUUUUAAGUCACACGUAGCCAUGCAGCAAAUUCAGAUCGACCCGGAGUCACCGGAGAGCAGCCGGAUCCUGGCGAGCCGUCGAGCGGCUACGUUUGAGCGCUUGUGGUUUGCUUAAGGGAGGGCUGGCUUGGAUGAUGACCGGCGUGUUUUUGCUAUGUUGCGAUUCGGACCUGGUUCCUCUUGAGGUGAUCCAUGCCCCAUCGUUUCCAGCGCCAUCACCAUGUCCCCAGCGUCAGCUGCAACAGCCAGUGAGAGCAGCACCACCACGGUUCCCGAGGAGGAUGCGGACAGCCCCCGGGAGGAGCAGCGGCCUUUGAAACAGUCCCUGAGCAAGGCACUGUGCCGGGAGUCGCACUGGAAAUGCCUGCUACUCUCCAUGCUCAUGUACAGCUGCGUGGGAGCCAUGACGUGGUGUCACGUGACAAAGGUGACCCGGCUCACCUUCGACAGCGCCUACAAGGGCAAGUCCAUGAUGUACCACGACAGCCCCUGCUCCAACGGCUACAUCUACAUCCCGCUCGCCUUCCUGGUGAUGCUCUACGUGGUCUACCUGGUGGAGUGCUGGCACUGCUACACCAGGAACGAGCUGCAGUACAAGGUGGACGUGUCGAGCGUCUGCGAGCGCAUCCAGCGCAUGCGGCAGGCCACGCCCUGCAUCUGGUGGAAGGCCAUCAGCUACCACUACGUGCGGCGGACGCGGCAGGUCACGCGCUACCGCAACGGUGACGCCUACACCACCACGCAGGUCUACCACGAGCGCGUCAACACCCACGUGGCCGAGGCCGAGUUCGAUUACGCCAACUGCGGCGUGAAGGACAUCUCCAAGCAGCUGCUGGGCCUGGACGGCUUCCCCGUCACCAAGCUGCGGUUCACCAAGUGCUUCAGCUUCGCCAACGUUGAGUCGGAGAACUCGUACCUGACGCAGCGGGCCCGGUUCUUCACGGAGAACGAGGGCCUGGACGAUUACAUGGAGGCCCGGGAAGGCAUGCACCUCAAGAACGUCGACUUCAAGGAGUACGUGCUGGCAUUCUCGGACCCUGACCACCUGCCGUGGUACGUGUCGCACUGCGUGUUCUGGGCGGCGGCCUUCCUCACGCUCUCCUGGCCGCUGCGGGUGCUGACGGAAUACCGCACGGCCUACGUGCACUACCACGUGGAGAAGCUGUUCGGCUUCGACUACGUGCCCGUGACUCCGUCCGACGAGCGUCCCUUCUGCCGCCACAUCCCCCGCGUCAAUACGGUGGACAGCACCGAGUUGGAGUGGCACAUCCGCUCCAACCAGCAGCUGGUGCCUAGCUACUCAGAGGCCAUGCUCAUGGACUUGGCGCAGCUGUCCAACUGCAACGGCUACACCGUCUGCGGCUACCGGCAGAACUGCGAGCGCUGCCACCGCACCAUCAGCAGCUCCUCCAUCUUCUCGCGGAGCGCGCUCAGCAUCUGCCACGGCAGCCCGCGCCUGCCAUUCAGCGCCAGCCGCUUCUCGCUCGGCCGGCUUUACGGCUCGCGCCGCAGCUGCUUCUGGCGCAGCCAGAGCGGCAGCCUGAACGAGCAGGGCUGCCCCGCGGAGAGCAGCCGCUGCCUGUCGGGCCGGGCCGCCGGCGAGGAGAGCCCGCCCGCUUACCAGGACGCGCUCUUCUUCCCCGUGCUCAUCGUGCACCGUGACGAGGGCUGCCAGAGCCACAACCACCGGUCGCUGCACCGCAACGGCUCCUGCGUGGAGACCUCCUUGUGAGGGUCGGGAUUUCAGCAAGGAGCAGUAUUAGGGGGGAGGGGACAUCAAACCCGGGAAUGGCAUCCCUUUGUUAACGCUGAACUCUCCUAGGGCACGAGGUAUUCUGUUUGGGUCGAGCCUUUCCAUCCUUGGGAUGUUUUCCCAUAAGUGUCAUCUUAGACGCCUGUGGGAUGGUUCAGCCUUUGGGGUCACUUGUGUCCCACUCGAUCAUUGCUCAUCCAUGACUGUGUCCUCCCAGGAUCGCUCUGUUUAAUCGGGACCCUGACUGACAGCGAAGGACAGGCGUCAGGUUUAACCUCACAAUGCAUUAAACAGAAACUAAACCUACUUGGGAAGUUAAAGGGUUAAACACCAACAUGAACUUGUGGAAUUAAAGGCAAUAAUCUUUAAAAACAAUGCACUGGAACAAAGAUUAAUUUAGGGUUUCAGUCGCUGAAUUGGACUCUUUUCUAAUAAAGGUUCAGCGAGGGAAUACAAUGUUUACGGUCAUCAACGAACAAAUUAACCGGGAAUGAAGUCAGAGGUCAAACUGGGCAGAGGUCUCCACUACAAAGGACUGCAACCACACAGCUGUUUUUUCAGCGCCGUAAGCAUCGCACGGUCAUGUGACCAUGCUUUGGAUCGUCACGUGUCCACAAGCUCGCACACUUUCUGCGUUAAUGUACUGCCAGUGGCUCACCGCUAAUGCAAUGUCGCAGAUGAGUGUUUGAAGUUUGUUGGGUUACGGUAAUGAUCGUAACAGAUGACCUAGCACAGCCGUCUGCCCCCUCCAGGUUACAUAUCCUCCGUCUUGCUACGGUGUAACAUUUUGCCACUGGCUCCCCCUCUGCACAAAAUCACACUUUAGGACUUUGGGUUCCUACGCCGCUGUUAGGUUUCCGUAAUUUUUUGAAAAGUGUGUUGUUAGUUGUGGAAGUUGUAGCCUCUUGCAGCUGGUGGCCCUUCGCUAAAGAUUGCUUAGGAAGUGAUCAGACCGUCCACGGUUACAACCUACCAAUGAUCUGAAAAAUGAUCGACCUCUGGAUAUUUAUAAAAAAAAAAAAAUCAUAUUUUGAACUUUUGAAAAUAAUUUUUUUUAGCAGAUUUGAGACUAUAUUAUGAAGUUGUUUUUGUAAAUUGCUUCUGCUAACUAGUUAUUUUCACCAAUAGCAAAGCUGGUUUUGUGAGUGCUUUAAAUAAUGGUGGAAUGUCCUUUUUGUGUGUGUGUGUCUUUGAAUACCACCCUGGGUGUCUGUCAGUUUUUCAGGAACCUGUCUGUAGCCAAUCACACCCCUCAAUGUGAUCAUGUGAUGCCACUUUCUGUUUUAAGGGCAUACAGAGUCUAAAAGGUAACAGGAGACAUCAAAAGACAUCAAAAGUGUCACACUAACUCCGGAAGUAACCGAACAUAGGGAAUGUAAAAUAUGAAGACAUGCAGUCAUGCUUCUUAUCCUUCCUGCUCGUUUAUUUAUAGCACUCUGCUUGAUACGGUGAAUUAUUUAGUAAGGGAAGCCAAAGGACACAAAAAGUUCAAACAGAAUUCCUGGUUAUGCGGAAUGUUUGCUUUCUCCACGACCACAGGCAUUUCCAUAAAGGAAGACUGUGGCACGGGUCUUGAUAUAUAAAAAAAUCCCUCUGACAAUAACAAAGGUUUUUAGCAAUGAAUUACUAACAACAACAGCAACUGUUAUGACAAAUGUCAAGCUAAUUAGUGGUUCGGUCCACAGCACUAUUGGACUGAUGUUUACAAACCGAGAAAGAAUCCAAACAUUUACUGUUCUUUUAAAAACUGUUUUCUGUCCUCAGACGUCUCAUUCACCAUCAACGCGAUUAACCAGGCUGUGUCAUGCGCUCGGUCCAUUAUAGAGCUUCAUUCCUCCUUUUUGUUUGCUUUCAGCUACCUCUUUUCAGUCACUGAAGUGCCUGGGGGCUCGUCGAACAAACGCUCAGUUGCGAACGCAUUUGACCAGCUUGUAAGUCAGCUGUACCGCAGUUAAAUCAAAGCCUGGGUGUCAAGGAGGGACUGAAAGUUUGAUGCAGCCUAAAAAUACAACCGACUGAAUCAGUAAAAAAAAGCAAACUUCCAAAAUGUACAUUUCAUAUCAGUACCAUUUGAUUCCCAUGUGGCUCCUUAGUGGCCACCAAUGUCACAUAAUGAGUUGACAGCACUGUUUCAUAAUUUUUUAUUGAAUUUUCAAAGACAAACUUCACCACUUCCCCACCUAACACAAGGCCUCCAGAGUUUGUUGACUAUCAUAUUCACAAGUGUGUUGAAUCGACACCCCAAAAGCAGUGAUCGCUAGAAACUCACCCCCAAAAACCUCAUGGGCGUCACUGCCAUUAAAUCUGAGGGGGACGUGUCCCCCUCACAUUUCAUAAUUAUUCCUUUGGACCCCCCCACAUUUAACAUAAAAUAUCAGUUUUAUGCCAGUGUGUCCCCACCACAUUUAAAAUGUUUCCGAGGCCCUUGCAUCUGGACAUUCAUUCUUAAUUGAUUUAGUUCAUUUAAAGCCAAUACUUCUGGUAGCUGAAUCCAUCACCAAUUCAUACAUUUCACUCCAACUAGAGAAGUCAAAAGAAGCUUCCACAACUCAGUUCUGUCACCUUACAUACCCCGGUAACCUCAGGAAUGAACCAGAUUGUAUAGGAAUGUAUAGAUUUCAAAGGAUUUUUAAUCAUUAAUUUUCCUGACUGUUCGCUAUGAAUUUCCCAGUGAAUUUAGCUGUGUGUGACCUGUCUUUCAGUUUCUAUACUUUGAGAUAUUUUCAAGUCCACUUUUCAGACUGAUUAUAAGAAUAUCUGAAGUUAAAUACUGUUUUUUCUGCUCCUUUUUUUCCAGCACUGUAACCCUGUAAUUGUGAUGUGAUCGUGCAAACUAUCAAAACCGACAUCUACAUGUAUCUGAAACACAAUGAAACGGUCAAUGAGAGGACUGAGGCACUCAGUACCUGGUCAUUUUUUUUUACGGUGCAUAACUAUGCAAGAGUCUCAGGAGUUCAGCCAAGCAAUCACCUCACCCAUCGUGUUCCUGCCUGACGGUCUUUUACGUUUACAGUCUAUAUGCUUCAGUCUGUCCUGUAACAGGCUCUAAUACCUUCCGAAUAAAUGACCUUUCGAUUGACUUUUAUGAUGCAAAACUAAGCUCUUCUGCUGCUGACAUCAUACCAAUCAAACAACAGGAGGUCUGGAGCUUUCCGUGAGCUAAGGAAUGUCACGCGCUGAUCAUGCAGAGUCUUCGAUUAACUAUAUGCCUUGGGCAUAUCAGACACACGAGAAUGCUGAUUUACCACUCAGAGUUAGGAAACUGCACAACCACUAAAUGUAAAUAUCAUCUGUGAUAUCCAAUGAGAAAGCUGGGGAAAUAAAUAUUCCUCUCUCUGGAGGAUGUAAUAUUACAGCCCUUCUGGUCCUUGGUUCUUAUUUAUUUGAUGAAGCAUUAGUAAAAGUGGUUUGUUUUUAAUUGGGGUCCCAGGUUUAAGAAAAAUGGCUCUAAUGAAGUAGUUAAUCCAAAACAUCGAAAUAAAAUGAUGUCCAAAUGCGGCUGUAAUUAAACGGAAUUAAGAAAGUAACAAAUAACGGUAUAUUUCACACAUUUAUCUAACAAGUGAAGAGGCUGAAAAUUAGGACUGUUAACACUCUUGUUGCUGUCAGACGUUUGCAAAAAAGUAAUUUCUUUGUGUUUUAUAUAAUUCCACGGUGUGUGAAUGAUUAGGAAAAGCUGCAUUUUCCCCGUUAAUAAUCUGGGGAUGCAGAAACAGACGGGGCAGCAGAAUUUUUAUGUGCUGGUGAAUGUCUCACCUGUGGGAUGGAGUGCUCCCUCACUCACGAGGUAUCUGGUUUGUUCAAGCAGUUUGUAUCCAUCUACAUCUGAAACGUGUCCAAGAAUUGCUCCAAAAAGAGAAAAUACUGUACAUGUAUAUAACAUAAUUCAGCUGUAGACACCUGGUGCUUUAUAAUCUGAGUAUAUAUAUGGGAGAGCACUGUUCGGUUUCAGCACCGCUCAUCAUGUUCCCAUGAAGGUGCACUCUUCAUGCUCGUCGCAGGAGCAGACCGGAUUGUAAGAAUGUUCGUGUUGCACUGGGAACUUUUAAUCGCUAUGAUCAAAUGUUGUACGGAGGGGAUUGUGACCAUGGAAUGUUCUGGAAUCAUGUUGUACAUGUUGUCCUGAGAUAACUAUGGACAUGGAAUAUUCUGGUACCAUGUUGCACAGAGGGGGACUGUGACCGUGGAAUGUUAUGGAACCACGUUGUACAUGUUGUUCGGAGGGGAUUGUGACUGUGGAAUGUUCCAGAACCACACCUGCCACUCUGUAAACAUUAUCCAGUUAGAAAGUUGGGGACUCUCACCUGAGAAGGGUCGGCCUGUUACUCUUAAAUUACUUUAAUAAACAUCUCAGUGAACCGUGAUAGGUUAGCCAUACUCAUAACAGUAUGUAAAAGUAUAAUUACAUUCAACAAAAUGCCACAUUAUCCAACACAAGUUCCCCAAAUACAUUUUUGGUAUAAUUGUACAGAAGAUCAAUGUUUUACCUGAAACUGCAGGAGUCAGAACAUAUUUUAUACUCUGUAGAUGAGGUAACCCGCUAGUCUGGUGUGUAAUGAUCCUACAGUUAUAAAUGUAAAAGACUGGAAAAUCUAAUCUUUAUGUAUAUUACCAAUCUCACAAUGUUGCCUUUAUGUUGCAUAUAUACAGUUACAAAGAUUAAGAACCAAAUCUGUGUACCAACAUUACAAAAAGGCUGAAUAAAACAUCACGUUUUCAGUU